Molecule: messenger RNA, 339 nt
Organism: Histoplasma mississippiense
Lineage: Eukaryota; Fungi; Ascomycota; Eurotiomycetes; Onygenales; Ajellomycetaceae
Exons: 8
Coding region: 1-339 (112 amino acids)
Biological process (GO): nucleosome assembly
Molecular function (GO): protein heterodimerization activity
Source: RefSeq, a predicted model, not a curated record
AUGGAGACCAUCAACUCCCGCCACAACCGCAACUUAUCCAAUGUCGCCAAAUUUGUUCCGAAACGGCUCAGGAAGCGCCUGAGAGAUAAUAUCAUGGGCAUUGCCAAACCUACUACUAUCCGUCGUCUCGCCCGCCGCGGUGGCGUAAUUCGGAUUCAGAAGGACAUUUACGAUACCGUCCGGUCCGUGGUUCUCGAACGUCUGCGGGAGAUCAUCCGGAGACUCGUCAAUUUGCUUGAAGGUUCGAAGUAUCCUAAUAGAGAGCGCAAGACGGUUACCACUCGUGAUGUGAGUUGUGUUCAUAUUGCAUGGCAUGGGAAAUUCUGUCUACGGGUUUGA